AGCCGUGGUGACGACGACAGCAGCGACGAACGAUGCUUCGACGGAACCUUAACCGUUCGAGUCACGCAACCUUCUUCGCUUUUCUCCCUACUUGAUACGAGGAUUGGGGAUUUCGCCAAACACAACGACAACGUCGACAGGGUGGAACAAGUUGCUCGGGUGGUGGAGGCUGUCGCUGAUCUCGCCCCCGAACGCAACAGCCGCGGCGGUAAUCGUGAUGGACACGAUAAGGGACGACGUGGAGCUAUCGCACUCGGCGACGACGACGACAGGGUGGAGGCUGUCGCUGAUCUCGCCCCCGAGCGCAGCAGCCGCGGCG
This is a messenger RNA of Paramuricea clavata, 319 nucleotides long. NCBI's taxonomy places the organism in Eukaryota, Metazoa, Cnidaria, Anthozoa, Malacalcyonacea, Plexauridae. The record is from the annotation of a GenBank genome assembly.